Messenger RNA from Cynara cardunculus var. scolymus (artichoke), 1609 nucleotides. Its product is annotated as cytochrome P450 81E8-like. NCBI's taxonomy places the organism in Eukaryota, Viridiplantae, Streptophyta, Magnoliopsida, Asterales, Asteraceae. The record is from RefSeq and is a predicted model, not a curated record. Gene Ontology annotation, molecular function: oxidoreductase activity, acting on paired donors, with incorporation or reduction of molecular oxygen; monooxygenase activity; iron ion binding. The transcript is spliced from 2 exons. The coding region runs from base 1 to 1515 and encodes 504 amino acids.
AUGGAUGAACAUCUUUUCUUCAUUUAUCUGUUAUCCUUGGUCUCUCUCAUUUUGAUUUUCAAGCUGCUUAUACCCAAAAAGGGGAGAAAUGCAGCACCAACUCCACCUUCUCUCCCAGUAAUUGGCCAUCUCCAUCUAAUUGGACAACCUGUUCACAGAGUCCUUCACCACCUUUCUUCCAAGUAUGGUCCUAUUAUGGCUCUUCGCUUCGGCUCUCGCCCUGUGCUUGUUGUAACCUCUCCACCAGCUGUUGAAGAGUGCUUCACCAGAAACGAUCUGGUUUUAGCCAACAGGCCACUCCUUUUAAGUGGCAAGUAUCUCGACUAUGACCACACCACAGUGGGUGCUGUGCCUUACGGACGUCUCUGGAGGGACCUUCGCCGCAUUGUCACACUAGAACUCUUCUCCACGGCUCGACUCAAGGCUUACAUGGGAGUCCGACAAGACGAAGUGCGAUCAUUAAUUAAGUCUCUUUCUCGAGAUGCAUGGCAAGAUUUCACAAGAGUAGAAAUGAAGUCCAGGAUUCAAGGUUUAUCUUUCAACAUAAUCAUGAGAAUUGUUGCAGACAAACGGUUCUAUGGGAUCGAGGUGGAUGACUUUGAGGAGGCUCGUACCUUUAAGGCUAUAAUGAGAGAAGCGUCUGAAGUCAGUGUAGCAUCAAAUCCUGGCGACUUCAUCCCAUUUUUACGAUGGAUUGAUUUUCAAGGUUUGGAGAAGAAGCUUCAGAAAUUGCAAGCUAAAUUCGAUAGCUUUUCCCAAAGCCUAAUCGAAGAACGUAGGAGUAAACACCAUGGUUCUUUCGACAACGGGAAGGCCAAGACAUUUAUCGAUGCUUUCCUUUCUUUACAGGAAUCAGAACCAGAAUACUAUACCGACAAUAUAAUCAAAGGCAAUAUACUGACAUUGCUAGUUGCUGGAACAGACACUUCAUCAGUGACAAUAGAGUGGGCGAUGUCACUUCUUCUAAACCAUCCGGAUGUGCUAAAGAGAGCUAGAGCAGAGGUCGAUGAACAUAUCGGAUACCAACGUUUGGUAGAGGAGACUGAUCUAACCAAGUUGCCAUUCAUCCAAUGCAUCGUCCACGAGACACUAAGACUAUUCCCAGCAGCACCGCUGUUGGUGCCACAUGAACCAUCUGAAGACUGCAUAAUUGGUGGGUUUCAUGUAUCCCGGGGCACGAUGGUGUUGGUGAACGCAUGGGCCAUCCAUAGGGAUCCACAGUUAUGGGAUGAGCCGUUAAGUUUCAAGCCGGAGAGGUUUGAGAAAAUGGGGAACAUGGGAUAUCGGUUUAUACCGUUUGGGGUGGGACGUCGGCAGUGCCCUGGGGCCGGGCUCGCGAACAGGGUAGUGACAUCGGUGUUGGCAUCGUUGAUCCAAUGCUUUGAAUGGGAAAGGGUUGGUGAAGAGCUGGUGGAGUUGUCGGAAGGCAGAGGUCUAUCCAUGCCCAAAAACAAGCCUUUAGAGGCGAUGUGCAGAGCUCGCCAAAGAAUGAGUCAUGUUCUUAAGGAGCUAUAAGACUUGACUUGUAUUAUGUAUCAAUACCAUGAAAACAAUAAGCACCCAUUUGGUUGCAUGGUCUAUUUUGUUUUUUAAUAAAACUAUUUAUUUG